Messenger RNA from Heterocephalus glaber (naked mole-rat), 10691 nucleotides. NCBI's taxonomy places the organism in Eukaryota, Metazoa, Chordata, Mammalia, Rodentia, Bathyergidae. The record is from RefSeq and is a predicted model, not a curated record.
CAGCGAGCAGGGCCUCCCCGGAGCCGUCCCGCCCUGGGCUUCUGGAGAAGACCUGGGGAGCGGGGAGCAGGGUGGCGGGGCCCAGUCUCCUCCGCAGCUGCGAGGGCGCCGGAGUCGGGAGCUGCCCCCACAUCCCGGCCGGGGCGGGGGACUGGACGGGGAGCGGAGCGGAGCGCCUGCCCGCGGUCGCGCCCACUGCAGCGCGAGGGGCACGUGGGCUUCCCGGCAGCUCUCCACGCCUUCUGGUUCGUUGGCCCCUUUUCUCCUACUAGUCUGGAGUUUGGGGUGUCGCCGUGAACCCAGGCAGCAGCUUUGGGUUGCAGGCAGGGUUCAGACACGCUGCUUCCCCAACCAGAAAUACCAGUUUGGAACACUGCUUGUCUAUGCUGAAAGACCUCUCACAGACAACCACAGAUCACUGGCUUCUUAUGGCUUGAAAGAUGGGGACGUGGUGAUCUUACGACAGAAGGAGAAUGCAGACCCUCGACCUGCAGUGCAGUUUCCAAACUUACCCCGGAUAGACUUCAGCAGCAUAGCUGUGCCUGGCACGUCCAGUCCCUGCCAGCGCCAGGCAGCAGGCGCACAGCAGCCCCACUCAUCUCCUGGAGAAAUAGCAUCCUCUCCUCAGGGCUUGGACAACCCAGCCCUGCUCCGAGACAUGCUGCUGGCCAACCCACAUGAGCUGUCCUUGCUGAAGGAGCGCAACCCACCCCUGGCAGAAGCCCUGCUCAGUGGAGAUCUUGAGAGAUUUUCCAGAGUCCUGGUAGAGCAGCAGCAGGACCGAGCCCGGAGAGAGCAAGAAAGGAUCCGUCUCUUUUCUGCUGACCCCUUUGAUCUUGAAGCUCAGGCAAAGAUAGAAGAGGAUAUCAGGCAACAAAACAUUGAGGAAAACAUGACAAUAGCUAUGGAAGAGGCUCCUGAAAGCUUUGGCCAAGUGGUGAUGCUUUAUAUUAACUGCAAAGUGAAUGGACAUCCUGUGAAAGCCUUUGUUGACUCAGGUGCCCAGAUGACUAUCAUGAGCCAGUCCUGUGCAGAAAGGUGUAAUAUAAUGAGACUGGUGGACCGUCGGUGGGCAGGAAUUGCCAAAGGAGUAGGCACCCAGAAGAUUAUUGGAAGGGUACACCUAGCUCAGGUUCAGAUUGAAGGAGACUUCCUGGCAUGUUCCUUCUCUAUUCUUGAGGAGCAGCCCAUGGACAUGCUUCUGGGACUGGACAUGCUUAAACGGCACCAGUGUUCCAUUGAUCUCAAGAAAAAUGUACUGGUGAUCGGCACCACAGGCUCACAGACAACCUUCCUUCCCGAGGGAGAGCUACCAGAGUGUGCCCGCUUGGCAUAUGGCACCGGGCGAGAGGAUAUCCGGCCAGAGGAAAUUGCAGACCAAGAGUUAGCAGAAGCCAUUCAGAAAUCAGCAGAGGAUGCAGAGAAAAGCGGUAAAGAAUCUACCUCACUGGGAAUGUCAUCAUUACCAACUUCAGAUGGAUUUACCCCUCCAGCCCAUUCUUCAGGACCAAGUCCUGAGAUUGGUAAUCCUACGAGUCUUGCUCACUCUGCCUCUGCUUCAGUCUGCCCUAUUGAGCCCAGUGACCCAGAUAGCAUUCAGCCUAAAGCUGUAAAGGCUUUGAAGGCUUCAGUUGAAUUCCAGAUGAACUCAAAAAAGAAAGAACUUCUUCCUCUACAGGAUCCUUCUGAUCAUGCUUCCUCAGCAGACCAGAGUCCAGCUAUGCCUUUGCAUAAUUCAUCUGAAGAAGCAGUCAUUAGAGAUAAUCUGGAGAAAUCUGCUGAAAGAAGCAGCCAGGGCCUCAAACUUUAUCUCCAUACAAGACAGGAAGCUAGUUUAUCUGUCACAACUGCUAGGAUGCAUGAACCACUGAUGCUUGUAGACAAAAAAGGUUGGCACCCAGAAAAUCAGAACCUGCGUCAACUCAAUGGCCUUCACCAACACACAGAACCAGGGAACAAACAGCAUGAGGUACAGCAGAAUGCUCCUCAUGACCAAGGACAUCUUUGUGACCUGGGGGACAUUCAGCUUCCUGAAGAAAAGCAACAGGAUCAACAGAAAAUUGUUGGUUUGAAAGCUUCGAUGAAGGAAGAGGGGCUACAGCAGAACUCGGAUCUACCCAGCCCAGAGAAAAGCUUUCUACCUUCAGGAUGCUUUGGCUCCUCAAAUUCAGAAAUGCUUAUGGAAAUAGAGGUGGUUGAACAGUCCGUAGUUGCUGUGCUUAAGUCAACAGGCAGUCAGAAUGCCAAUGUCGAGAACAUUGGUGUAUCUAGUCUCACUUCAGAUAAUCCCUUGAUGGAAGUAGAAACAUCAAAAUGUAAUCCUUCGUCUGCAAGUGUGAAUAAUUCCAUUUCCACUCAGGAUUUACAGCCCCCAGAAAGUAACAUUGAAAUGUCUGGAACCAAUAAUGAAUAUGGCAACAGCCUACCUUCUCUCAAUCUCUGUGGCAGUUGUCAGCCCUCUGUGGAGUCAACAGAAGAAUCUUGUUCAUCUGUAACAGCAGCCUUGAAAGAACUUCAUGAACUUUUGGUCAGUAGUAGUAAGCCAGCUCCAGAAAAUACAUCUAAAGUUAUCUGUCAGUCAGAAACGAUACCUGAGGGCCAAACAGGUGUUAAAGACUUUUCAGAAAGAUGGACUCAGAAUGAUCACCUGGCCCACAGAGAACCGUGUCCACAAGUCUUCUGUCAUCAGGCCAGUUCUGUAUCAGUGAAGUCAGAAAGCUUAGGCGCUGUGUCUGGCACUGGAACAGAAGACACAGAAGAUUCUAGCUCCCAGGGUCAAAGUGAUGGUCUGUCAGCUGACAAGAAAGGUGUCCCCAGAUUUAGAGAGUCAGUGAGUGAGAGCAAUUCUGUCACUAUAACCUCAGCUGAAUCAUCUAAUCAGUUACAUUGCACCUUAGGUGUAGAAAUUUCACCCAGUCUCACAGCCAGUGAGGAUGCCCUCAGUCAGACUUCUGAGCAAACUGAGUCUUUGCCAUCUAGUUUUAUACUGGUUAAAGAUCUGGGUCGUGGCAUACAGAGUCUGGUAACAGACAGGCUCGAAACCAGAGAAAAUGCCUGUCCUGACACUGCGAGGCCAUUUCUUGAAUUGGAUCCACUUACCAGUCAUCCAUCAAGUCCUUCCCUUCUUUCACCCUUAAUUUUUCCUGCCACAGAUAUUGACCGGAUUCUCCGGGCUGGCUUUACUUUGCAGGAAGCUCUUGGGGCAUUGCAUCGAGUUGGAGGAAAUGCAGACCUUGCACUUCUUGUUUUGCUAGCAAAGAACAUUGUAGUUCCUACAUAACUAUGGGAAAGUGGGCUAGACCAUACUCCAUUCCCUUUAAAAAAAAAAAAAAAAACGCUCUAUAUAUACACACAUAUAUACACUCUCGACAUACACAGUAUAUUUAGAAACCUGCAAGCAGAAUGUUGAGCCAGAUUUUUUUUUUUAAAGAUUUUUUUCGGCCAAAGUAAUUUAUGAUCUUUUGUCUGAUUAAUUUGUCUAUUCUACUUGUUAAAUUCUGGGCCUUUUAAAAUGUAUUGGCAGUAUGUGCAUACAAAGCUUUUUAUUCUCAUUAAGGUGAUGUAUUCUGGAAUAAAAUGGAUGGUUUUGUUUAUAGCAUAACAUUUUAGAAUGAGAGUGAAUGCUUUAAAAAGCAGAGGCCAUGAGAAACCCACCGCCCAUGCAAUUACAAACAGAUGAGCUUCUCACUAUGGCUUUGUCUCUGCUACAGGCAGGGUAUGGCUUACUGACUCAGUCAUCAAUUUAGAAACUUUUGACCAUACAGCUUGGUGUUUGGAAUUUUACACAGUGUCUGUGUAUUAUGAUUCACCGAUUAUAACAGGAAAUUGAAGAAUAAUUUAAUAUAUCCUAGAGUGGUAUGCUUUUAUUUGUGUGCUCAGAACUUUGACAUUUUAAGAGUGAUGGGGGGAGUUAAAAUUUGGGCUACUUUGUGAAUCGCAAGCUGCAGUAUACCUGGGUUGAUUGCCAAAUAUCUUUGUUACAUUGGGUGGGAUAUCUUAGAACUAACAUUAGAUUGAAACAUGGUGCUACCCAGAAUUUAAAAGGGAAGGGAUAAAAGGCCCCAACGUUAUUCCGUUUGCAAAUGUCAAGGACUUUGCAAGAAAAAUGGCCUAAACACUGGAAUUUACUAAAGAUUGGGUUUGCUAGCAUCUCCCCGAUAGCACCUCAACCCUUAACGACUAAUGAUGAACGCAAGCUUAGCUACAUGGGUUGAUUGCCAGCAGCUUAUUUCCUUUCCAAACUCACCUUCUACUAGGAAGUUCUUCCAGAACAUUUGGUUGCUAUCUGAGUGAGACAUUGAAGUGUGAUAAUCUUGUCACUGGUUCAUCUUGGUGCUUAGAAUGGUCAAUUUGGUGUCAUUCAUGGCAGUGAAAAUAGUAGUUUCUGACUUAAGUGGCCUUGGUAAAGUUUUCCAUCCCUUUCUUUCCUCAGGAGUUUCUUUUUAAAGCAAGAUUCAUGUUUGUGUUUACUGUGUCAAAUUAGAGUGGGGCAAAAUAUAUAGAAGUAUUGUGGCCUUUUUUUUAAUAUAAGGACUAGCCCUUGGAAGUCAUUGUCCUGUGGGCCCCACUGUGCAAUAAUCCUACUGGAUAGGUUUUCGACAAUUCUUUCCUAGAAAAUGAACUGUUCUUUUAGGUACCUAGCAGGAAUCUGAAAUCUUGUUUUGUUUUUUAAGAAUUUUGAAAGCCAGGUGUGGUGGUACAUACCUGUAAUCCCAGCCCUCUGAAGGCUGAGGCAGAGGACUACAAGUUUGAGAUCAGCCUGAGCUACAUAAUGAGACCCUGUCUGAAGAAAAAAACAGUGAGCCUGGGGAUGUAGCUCAGUAUCACUGCGCCUGCCUGGCAAGUGCAAGUUUCUAAGUUCAAUUCCCAGUACCCCCCAAAAAGAAAAAAUAAUAAAAAUUUUAGAAAGUUAAUUUGAGAAUGAUUAUUCCUGAUUCCAGAUUAUAGUUUGCAACAUGUCUGAAACACAAGCUUUUGAAAGAAUGAUUGCUAAACUGAAGAGUUAAAUGAUUUUUUUUUUUCUGGUCUCUGAAAGCUUGUUCUUUCCAUCAAAAUUGAAUCACUGAGCACAAUCAAAACAGACUCAUCUCAGGAGUUUUUGAAACUUUAAUUAGGGACACUUGGAGGCAACUCCCAGUUUCUUUUUCUUUGCUGUGUUGUUUGUAUGUGUGCUCGGAGACUUCAGUGACCUGAUGUAGGUCACACGUAGAUGCAUCAUGAUCCUUUCUGAAGUUAGGAAACUCUUGACAAAAGGAGCGGUAGUCUUCUAUUGUCCAGUGGGUGCUGAGAACAACAGGUGAACCUGGCUGUCUUUAAACUUACAGGCACCCACAUGUCGUAGACUCUUGCUUGCCCUACACCAAAGAUGUAAGAUGCACUAGGAAGCUGUUAUAGGAUUUGUCAACCGACUCAGAGCUGUGAUUGUAGUUAAAUGGUUGGUGCUAUGACUGAGGCAAAAUCCAGCAGCAGUGCAGGGGGGCCCUGUAUUUGCUUUAUGGAUGGUGGUUUGAGAGUGUAUUUUAGAGUUGGUUUGGUUUGGUUUGGUUUUGUACCGGGGAUCAAACUCGGGUCCUUGCGCUUGCCAGCAGGUAGCAAAACCACUGAGCUAAAUCCCCAGCCCUAGGGUCUUAAAUCAGGGCACAGGGUGGGGUGGGUAAGGGAACUUCUCAGCGACAACUCUGCCAAAAGGCCUGUGUAAAGGUGGCCACAGGGCUUUUUGUGUGAGACUCCAGUGCCCUGCUCAGCAGCUGGCCACUGACUUUUUUUUUUUUUUUUGGUACUGGGAAUCGAACUCAUCCUUCUGCUUGCAGGGCAGUCGGUGGAACCACUGAGCUAAAUCCCCUGCCUGGCCCUGGCCACUGACUUUAUAAUGUUGAGGUUUGGGAAACUGUCCCAGGUGGAGUACAUAAUGUCAGUCUGGAAAAGAUUUCAUUAUAGUAAUUUUGAUGUAUGUAUCUGUAUAUUUAUUUUUAGGAAAAUUGAACAGGCUUAUAGUUGUACAGGUAUUCUUUUUAAAAAUACUUUCAAUGAGCUUAACCCACUUGCCAAAUCCCUUUUGAUCUUUUUUUUUUAACAUACACUUGCUUUUGAUUUUUAAAAUAUCACUGUCUAUCACAUCAUUUAUAUAAAAAUAAAAUUGUUGACAUUGUUAGGAUUUUUAAUUUUUAUGUUAUUGGUUUUUUUGGUACCAGGUAUUGAACUCGGGUACUUGCACUUGCGCAGCAGGCGGUGAAACCACUGAGCUAAAUCCCUGGCCCAUUGUUAGGAUUUUGAAUGAUUUUUUUUAAUUUAACAGUUCUAGACCAUAAAGGGGAUUAGGAAUAUUACACUAUUGAAGCUGUAGUGUCAGUUUUCAUUCAGUGUUUUAACACUUAAGAACUUCAGAAAUAUGGGCCGGGAAUUUAUCUCAGUGGUUCUGCUGCCUGCCUCGCAAGCACAAGAUCCCAAGUUUGAUCCCCAAUACCAAAAAAAAAAACUUCAGAAGUGCAGAAAUUAUAUAUCAACUUCUAAAAAUAAGAUCAAGCCAUGGUAAACCCCUCUGAUAAAUCCCGUACCUUCUCAGGCCAGUCCUGUGUCAGCACUUACAUCUAGGGCAGUCUCUGCUUAUUCACCAAAGAGAAGAGGGUUUCCUCCUGUAAGACUUGUUUCAUUCCCUUCAGUCAGUGCCUGUGUAAAAGGGUGCACUUGGCAACCAGACUGCUAUACCUAGGCUGUAGAUUUUGCUUUUUGGCACUUAAAAGAGUUAUCUCCAGUUCUGCCUCUUUAGGCCUCUAGACAGCCAGGAACCUUACUGCCACAGUUUGGGCCUUAACUGUUAAUGGAUAGAGAUCAAAGGAAGCUGGGUAGAUUGUGUGUGUGUGUGUGUGUGUGUGUGUGAGAGAGAGAGAGAGAGAGAAUCCUGUCUUGUGGCCUACACUUCCCAGAGCUCCUUGACUCCAUACUGAGUCACUCAUACUCAGCAUUGAAGGGAGACGCAGCCCCGUGUGUUUGUUCCCCAAAGCAUUUCUUUAGCAAGAGGCCACCUAGGAAUGAAAUACAAGACUUUGUGUCACUCAUUUUGUGAUCCCCAAUUGAUGUGGAAUCUGCCUGUUCUUCCCUAUCACAGCUAUCUCUAAUGAAAGCCAUAAAAAUUGUUGGUGUGACUUUUCAGCUCAUGUCUAUAAAUACAUGUGUGAGCUAUUACAUAUGGUGAUUGACAAAUGUCUUAGAGUUAAUUUUGCAUAGAUUAAAAAGCAAUUUUUAUAUCUAUAGAUGUAGUCUUUAUUUACGGUGGCUUUUAUCCCACCAUGUAUAUAAUAAACUGCCUUGCAAAUAACUAGCCUGGAGAGUCACCUUGCAUUCAAAUUGUCUUUCCCUACUGUUGGUCACCUGUGUUGAGGGUGCAAAGGAAGGUUGAACUCUGCACAUUUCAAACUUACUGUCCCUGGCAAUGCAUCCUAGAGAAGCUAACCAGGGCCUGGGGUGAGCUCAGUGGUAUAGCACGUGCUUAGCAUGUGAGGCCCUGACUUUGAUCCCCAGCACCAAAAAAAAUCCAUAUAUAAUAAAUACAAGACACUAAGUUGUGUUCUCUCUCGAGCACUCUCACCCAGAAGCCUGUUUUCUCAUUUGAAUUUGGUGACAGUGUAGUCUGGCUGAAGACACAGUUAUAUAAGUUUCCCUUCCUAGAAAAUGAAUGUUAUUUGUAGUAUUAGGAGUUCCAUAAAAUAAAAAUAGCCUUUUCUCCCCAGAGAAUUCAUGCUGAUUCCUCUUACGCAGUAAAGUUGAUUGAGAGCCUGUCCUUUGAACUGGAAUGUGAAGUCAUGGUACAAGUUUUAUACUUAGUGGAGCCUCGGGAUGGGAGGGUUGCUAUAUGGGAUUUUGCAUCUGGUAAAUCAAAAGUGGCUCUCUAGUAUAGUUUAUUAUGUUCUUCAUUAUACUAUCAGUGUUAGGAUGGAUAAGAGAGAAAAAACUUGAGAAAUUCUGUUACAUAUUUAAAAGGAAGUUACUACCUUCCAGCCUAUGCAACAUGAGUUUUGAGAUAGGGCCUUGCUAUGUAGCACAAGCAGGCCUUAGGAUGAUCCUCAUGCCUCAGCCUCCCACGUACUGGGAUUACAGGCAUGUACCACUAUGCUUUGUUUUCUUUUUUUGUGUCUGAAACAGUGUCACUCUGUAGUUAAGGCUGUCUUAAACUCACUAUGUAGCCGCACCCCCCCCCCCAACUCACAGGACUUCUGCCUCAGCCUCCUGAGUGCUGGGAUUACAGAAGGGCACCCGAAUCCCUGGCUUGCAGGAUGAAUGUUUGAGGCUUCUGUUACUUUUUCAUCUACUUAUCAAAUACUGAAUGCCCACAUGCCAGGCACUGAUGGACACUGGGGAUUGAGGAGUGACUUUUUUUUUUAUUGAGGGGUGACUAUUAACAGGUUAGACCCUCCCAUUGUGAGGCUUUCAGAAUAAUAGCAAGACAUGAAACAUUUUUAUUUGAAAUCUAAUAUGUAUUUUUGCUUAUAAGCCUUUUUUUCCUCUCUCCCAGGACAGGGUCCUGUGUUCUCCAGGCUGGUCUCAAGUGGGAUUCUCCAGCCUCAGGCCUUCACAUAACUGAGACUACAGGCAUGUGCCACUGCACCCAGUUAGCAUGCUUAAUUUUUUUUUUUGGUACCGGGGAUCGAACUCGGGACCUUGUGCUUACGAGGCAGGCGGCAGCAUCACUGAGCUAAAUCCCCAGCCCACACAUCCUUAAUUUUUGAAGUCAUUAGAGUUACUUGGUUCCAGUUGAGAGCCAGUUGGGAAGAAUCAAGCCCACAAUGGAAUCACAUGCUGGAAACCUGUUAACUUUUCCCCCAGUAGUGAAUAUUAAGCCCAGGGCCUUGUGCAUGUUAGGCAAGUACUGUGUCACAGAUACAUCCUCGGUCCUAGAAUUACUCUUAAAUUUUAUUAUUUUUUAAUACCAGGUAUGGCAGUGUCCAUCUGGAAUCCCAGUACUCAGGAGGCUGAGGCAGGAGGAUCAACUUUGAGGCCAGCUCCAGCUACAUAGUGAGACCCAAUCUCAAUUUUUUUUGAAGCAGAGAAACCAACAAAAUUGUAACAUUUGAUAGAAAUACUUAAAGAAAUCAGAUGCUGAGAAAUCAAUUCAUAAUGCUGCUAGGAGGAAAGGGACGGGCAGGAUAGGAGUCGAAGUUAAUGGCACCAGUGACAGGCAGCCUUCCAUCAGGACCUUCUGUGCAGGAUGGAGCUGGGAGGGUGCACACGCCACCCACACCCCUCAGCAGACAAGCACUGCUGCUUGGGAAUACUGGCCAUCUGGGCUGGCAGGACUUCACUAGGAUUCUGCAGGACGUGCUAUUUUAAAGCAGCUGAGUGCAGCAUAUGAAAACGAAUCUAGAGCAGGAAAAGUAGCAAGCCACCGUUCUGGGACUGGGUAGUAGGCAGGAUUGAUUGACAAAAGAAGUGGAGGCUCUAAAUCUCAGGAGGCCUCCACCCAAGGGAUGUUCUUUAACCCAUUAAAACUGUUAGAGCCUAUGUUGUGAUCUGAAGCAAGAAGGCAGAAUUUGAGUCUAUGAGUGUUGAGGUUCACAGGAAACUGAUGUGUCUGGCUGGUCACUAGAGCAUUGGGGCUGUAAACCCGAGGGCUCAGCCAAGGGUGUAGGACACCACCAUAAGGAAUGAAGCUGGCCAAGUGGCACAAGGGCAUAGGGGUUAGAGGAUAUUUCUUUACUAAAAUAUUAAACUACAGAUGAUCAGGAAAUGGAGAGAGAGGACACAAAAUUGGGGUGACUUACAGAACUACAUUUCUCUGUACCAUAAGAUUUUCAUUGUCUGAUUUGGGGAAGGAUCAGGUUGAGGCAUUUUUUUCUUAGGAAAUUUCACCUGAUGGGAAAUGAUUUUGUUUAAUUUGCAACCUUGAGUGAAUGGGUCUGUGGCCUAAAGAAGGGUAGAUGUGUGUUUCCUGCCAGAGCCAGUCAGGUCAGUUUAGUUUCCAGAUUUCUUGACCAGGCUACGUUUGAACUCCUUAAAAGUCCACAAGACUUUGGAGUGUUAUGCCACCCACCCAAAAGCUUUCUAUCUGAAUGCUUAGAUUUCUGUUCACUCCUGAUCACCCUUUUGAAAUAGUUCUGGUGAUAGAACAUUUCUACACACUGGUUAAAUUUGCUUUUUUCACCAUGUACCUACAAUAAAAAUUGGCUUACGUGUUUUUAUUCCAAAUCCAAAUGUUGAUGGCAAGUUGGGCUAAUGGCCUUUGCACUCAAGAUUUGUUUACCAGUUUUAUAGCCAUAUUUGGCAAACUACUAAUAGAAACCCCUCUUUUCUUUCCCUUUUUUCUUUGUAUUGCAAGAUUUUCUUUAACCUUUAAGACUACUGCAUCUUACAAGAAGAACUAGACUGACUGGCAAAAUAGUCUUGCUAGUAGCUCAGUUGCUCCCAAAUGCUUUGGUUUUGAGAGUUGGGAAAACUCUGAGAACUUAAGGGAACCAAACUCAGGAACCCCAAAGUUGGUUGCAUUGUGCCAUUUAGUUUAGGGGCUGAACGUAGGACCUGUCUACAGCUGAGUGAACUCAAUGCCUUUGAGUUUGAAUUUGUGUCAUACUGAAAAUGUAAGUCAGCCCUAAGUAAUCAAACACUUUAUUUUAUUUUUCUUUUUUAAUAGGAACUUUCUGAAGAAAAAAUGAUGUGUAAAACAUUUGAUAUUUAAGACAAUAAAGUUUUUACCAUAAGAA